AUUUAAUCACCUUUAUUGUCCUUCCUGUGCAGUCAGUCACUCUUUCAUGAAGCCGCACGUCACUGAUCUGCUUCUUCCACAAGAUGACAAGAGAUGAUCACAGAUAGUUGGAGAAACGUUCAGCACUGAAAUUCCUAAUUUAAAAAUAAACCGUCAACAAACGAACAAUGGAAUCUUAUAACCCCGCCUCCAUCCAAGAGGACUCCUCCGAUGGUGGACCUCGAUCUGUGAAGUCAGAUGGCUCAGUGGAAUCCAUGAAGCUGAAGAAGGAGAUCUCCCUCCUGAAUGGGGUUUGUCUGAUUGUUGGGAACAUGAUUGGCUCUGGGAUUUUUAUUUCACCGAAGGGUGUCCUGAUCCACAGCGCCUCCUAUGGCUUGUCACUGGUGGUUUGGACUAUUGGAGGGAUCUUCUCUGUGUUUGGGGCCCUCUGUUAUGCUGAACUAGGGACCACCAUCACCAAAUCGGGAGCCUCAUACGCCUACAUCCUGGAAGCUUUUGGGGGUUUUUUGGCCUUCAUCCGCCUGUGGACGUCGCUGCUGAUCAUAGAGCCAGCGAGCCAGGCCGUCAUAGCGAUCACGUUCUCCAACUACAUGAUGCAGCCAAUAUUCCCCACCUGUGUGGCUCCGUAUGUGGCAAACAGGCUGCUGGCUGCUGCUUGUAUAUGUUUGCUGACCUUUGUGAACUGUGCCUAUGUGAAGUGGGGCACCAGGGUCCAGGACUUCUCCACCUACGCCAAAGUUCUCGCUCUCAUCGCCAUCAUUAUCACCGGCCUGGUGAAGAUCGGUCAAGGUCACACGCAGAACUUUGAGGGUCUGUUUGACAGCUCGUCCACAGACCCUGGAGACAUGGCCCUGGCUUUGUACUCUGCUCUGUUCUCCUACUCAGGAUGGGACACCCUCAACUUUGUCACAGAGGAGAUGAAGAACCCCGAGAGGAACCUGCCGCUGGCCAUUGCCAUUUCCAUGCCCGUAGUGACCGUGAUCUACAUCCUGACCAACUUGGCAUACUACACCGUCCUCCCCAUCAAUGCCAUCUUGAACAGUGAAGCAGUCGCGGUGACGUUUGCAGACCAAGUGUUUGGCGUGAUGAACUGGACUAUACCCCUCGCUGUGGCUCUGUCAUGCUUUGGCGGACUCAACGCUUCCAUCUUGGCUGCGUCCAGACUCUUCUUCGUGGGCUCCAGAGAGGGCCACCUGCCCGACUACCUGUGCAUGAUCCAUGUUCUCCGCUUCACACCCAUCCCCGCGCUGCUCUUCAGUGGCACGAUGGCUCUGAUCUACCUGUGUGUGGAAGAUGUCUUCAGACUGAUCAACUACUACAGCUUCAGCUACUGGUUCUUUGUGGGUCUGUCCAUCUUUGGACAGCUGUACCUGCGCUGGAAGCAGCCAGACAGAGCUCGACCACUAAAGCUCAGUCUGUUCUAUCCCAUCAUCUUCUGUUUCCUCACCAUCUUCCUGGUGGUGGUGCCGCUCUACAGUGACACCAUCAACUCCCUGAUUGGUAUCGCCAUCGCCAUGUCAGGGGCACCCGUUUACUUCCUCUGCUGCAACACUCCGGCCCACCGGAGGCCCGUGUGGCUGCAGACCAUCAUUGCUAAAUCCGGUGUGCUGAUCCAAAAAGUGUGUUUCACCGUUUUGACAGAAAUGGACGAGGACAAGGCAGCAUAGACACCGGGGCGACGCACAGACACACCUCCUGUCGUAUAUCACCGCGUACACAGAGGCUGAAGAUGAACCUACGAUGCAUCAC
This is a messenger RNA of Thalassophryne amazonica, 1749 nucleotides long. It is a transcript of the gene slc7a7, whose product is annotated as solute carrier family 7 member 7. Bases 168 to 1667 code for a protein of 499 amino acids. Gene Ontology annotation, molecular function: L-amino acid transmembrane transporter activity; basic amino acid transmembrane transporter activity. The transcript is spliced from 10 exons. Lineage: Eukaryota; Metazoa; Chordata; Actinopteri; Batrachoidiformes; Batrachoididae. The record is from RefSeq and is a predicted model, not a curated record. Gene Ontology annotation, biological process: amino acid transmembrane transport. Gene Ontology annotation, cellular component: membrane.